Messenger RNA from Xyrauchen texanus (razorback sucker), 12137 nucleotides. RefSeq lists its product as uncharacterized. The record is from RefSeq and is a predicted model, not a curated record. Gene Ontology annotation, cellular component: nucleus. Gene Ontology annotation, molecular function: histone H4K20 methyltransferase activity; protein binding. Lineage: Eukaryota; Metazoa; Chordata; Actinopteri; Cypriniformes; Catostomidae. The transcript is spliced from 9 exons. The coding region runs from base 268 to 6672 and encodes 2134 amino acids.
UCGAAAACAACGCAGGACUGAAAAAAAUGAAUGCUUAUAUCUAAUCCGAAUUACCUCACCCAGCUGCUUUCCCGCUGCUUCACUGAUCAUAUAUCCGCACCAGAAACGUUCAAACGAUGGAUUAUGCGGACAGCAGGUGCAGAUGGCAGCUGGACUUGUAGCCAACAGGAAGAGCUAGCCUGCUAGCUUUGUAACCAAUUUCACUAAAGGACAAAUCGAUCGGAAAUUUUGAAGGAAAGCCCGUCAGCAUGUUGAUGGUGGGCGACCAUGGAGGGAUCCUAUAGAAUGAGUGUGAGAGAGCUGUGUGAGACAGAUGAUCUGGCCACGAGUCUGGUGCUGGAUCCCUUACUGGGGUUCAGCACCCACAAGAUGAACAUAAGUGCACCCCCAGAGAUCCGGCGAUGGGGCUACCUCAGAGAAACACUGCUGCGGUUCAAACGCACACAUGACUUCCAGGCUACCUUUGAUGCUCUGUUGGAUGGGGAAUGGGUCAGUGACUAUUUCACUGGGCUGGGUUCACACCGACAGGAGUUGUUGAAGCAGCAUAUGUACCGCUAUAUGACAGCAUUUCUGUUGGACAGUGGAGUGAACAUAGAACCGUGUAACCGCUAUUCCUCAGAGACAAAUGGAGCCAAAAUCACAUCCACCCGACACUGGUUUGUGGGAGAGCGGUUGGAGGUUCUGCAGGGCUGCAUCGCUGAGCUGAGCCCUGAAGACAGUGCAGUGCUGCAGGCAGGAGUCAAUGACUUCAGUGUCAUGUACUCAACACGCAAGAGAUGUGCUCAGCUUUGGCUUGGGCCUGCUGCCUUUAUUAAUCAUGACUGCAGACCCAAUUGUAAGUUCGUCCCUGGAGAUAAGAAUGGAGCUUGUGUUAAAGUGGUGCGACCCAUCUCACCGGGGGAAGAGAUUACCUGUUACUAUGGGGACAGCUUUUUUGGGGAAAAUAAUGAAAUGUGUGAAUGUUGCACCUGUGAGAGGAGAGGAGAAGGAUCUUUUGAGAAGAGAGACUUGGUUUGCUCCAGUGAUCCUUCGGGACAGAAAUACGAGUUCAGAGAGACUGAUCUGAGGCUUAACAGAAAAAGGGGAAAUGGCACUCCAAAGACAUUUCUCACAGUGUCACACUCAGUCUUGCCAAUGAGGAAUAUGUUUUCCCAGCGGACAAAGAGGAACUCCCUUGUUUUGAGCAGAAAGAUGAGAAAGACUGGGGGGCAGAGGAGGGAGGAGCUUUGCAAACAGGUGGAGAAGAAGAGGCAAAACCUUUUAUCAUCUUUGUCUCACCAUGGCCUUAAGGAGUUAAGCGUUUGCCUCUAUCAGCACAGUGUAAAUUUCUUGCUAUGCUGUAGGAACCCCACAAGCAAAGAAAGGACCCUGCUAUACCUUAUUGAGAAGGAGCGACCACAACCUGAGAAUAUCAAAAGGAAAAAGGAACCUGUUCCUCCAUCACCCAGUAAUGUGAACGGAAAUGGACCAGAGGAGAGUAAGGAUAAGGAUGGAGACAUGUUAAAUAGAGACUCUGUCAUUAGGUUCAAACCGUUUACUCUUGGAUGUGUUUCCAGAGUCCCUGAAAGAGACGGCAUGAAAGCCAAGGGACGUAAAGUUGAUGCGUCAUCUGUCAGAAUUGUUCACCAGAUGGCCAUUUCCUCAAGGAACAGGAAUAUUCUUCGUAGUCGUCUAAGCAGUCUCAGAGCAAGCAAUCGAUCUAAACUCUCCUUAUUCAAUAAAAAACGGACCAGACUGAUCAAGCGAAACUCUAAACUCUCUACAGGUGGAAAGGAAUGUUCAGUUUUGCAGACAAAAGAAGUGAGACAGCAAAGAGGAAGUGAGGUUGAGUCCAAGAACAUGUCCAAUUCUAUUUUAACCCCUGGUAAACCAAGUACUGCUAAACAUAAACGCAUCGGAGAGGCUGGAAAAAAUGGUGACAAAUCUUCACAAACAGCGAGCACAGUGAUCAGAGAGGCGCAGCAGAGAUUCUUUAGGGAUCGCCUCAGGGUGGUGGCUGAUGGUAGGAGACACAUCAGUGGUUCCAGUGCUACUAGGGAAGGUGAUGCUGGUUCUUGUGUAGCUUUAGAGACCUUGGGGGAUAACAAGCAAAACCACAGGCAGUCUGUCGCUUCUAGCACUGUAAGCAUUACUCCGUCUUCACCAUAUUAUCGUAAUCCUGUCUCUCUCCUCCCAGGCUCAAAUCAUUACCUCAGAGUCAGUCUGGUCAGGGUAGCUAUCCCAGGUGAAGCCAAGACUGAAAGUACAGGUCAGGGGCAGGCAGACAGUGAAGGAGACAAGGGUAUCACACCAGAAGCAGCAUCAGAGUUAAAUGGGAGCAAAGAAUCCAGUAGACAAGGUAAGAAGGGGGUGAAGGAGAUGUAUUUCACACCAGUAAAUAUGGAGAGUGCAGAUAAGUACUUGAAAGUUACAUGUGAUUUAUUACCAUGUGCUUCAGAGAUGGGCAAAAACACAGUUAAAACGCAACCCGUUGUGAAAGAACUUGUAGAUGUUUGCAGUUAUGGUAGCCAAAGUGACCAUGAAAUUGAAGGUAAUCAAGAUAGAGAUAAUGACAUUGUAACGAUUGCAUCUGUUGAGGUGACCGUCUCAAAAAAUUCAGAAGACGCUACAAGACAUACACUUGAGAAAGAUUUAAUAAAGCAAAAAUGUGCAUCCAAGGAUAAAAAACAACCAAGUGUUGAGAACAUACCUGAAGUGCAAGGUAAGAAAGAGAGCAGUGGUAAGGUAAGUGUUGAAGCAAAAGAUUUAAAUAGGAAAGAAUUAUCAGUGUAUUUUGAGAGCAAGACAGUUGUCAUCAGAGAGGCAAGGGUACUGCUUUCAGAUAUUAGAAAGAGUUCAAGUGGCCAGUUUAGCCAACAAAAUAAGGAUGGUAAUGUCUGCCACCCUGCAUUUUUGAAGUCUCCAUCCAGUUACAAGAGUAAAGUAGCUGUUAAUAAGAAGACCCCUUCAGCCAAAAAAGAGAUUAAGGACACUGACAAACAUGAUGCAUUAAAUAAGAGAAAUGAGCACCCUAUACAUGGUGUCAUUCCAGCUGAUCAACCAAAUAUUAUGACGGUCCAAGUGAGACGGACAGAAAAAUGUUUGCGUUCCUCAGAGCCUCUAUCAAUGAGCAGGGUGUCUCUGGAUAACAGUCCCCAGAGCAAUAUUCCCCUAAAGAAACGUGCAUUUCGAGAAUCGCUUGAUACAGACCCAGAUCAGGACAACAGUGUAGCAACACAAUGCAAAGAUAUCAAUAAUGACACCGAAACCAAGCUGAACAAUCUGUCAUCCAAGCCAAACGACAACAGCAGUGUAGAGACAAAAGAGCAGAAAUGUCCAGAAUCAAGCGCAAUUCUCAGACACAAUGUUGGUGUUGGCUCAAAAAAGAGUGAUUCAUCUAGAUUGAUGAAAACUUCAUCGAAACGCUACAGGGGUCGUCCGAGUGCUCCGCCUGGAACAGUACAAAACAAAACUAGAGGAUGUGGGGAUAGUACAAGUCAUGUGUAUGAAACUGAGAGAAAAAUGUCUGAACCUAAGAAAUUAGCAUCCAGAAUUGAUGAAAAAGUGGAGUGCAAGAUGAGCGAGAUGGAGGGUAAUCAAGCAGAAAGUGAGGAAAAAUUAGGACAAACAGAAGGGUCAGAUGGCUGUGAGGUAAUUGAUAGUACAGCAGCUUACAUUACAAAUGAGUCUACCUCAAAUGUUUCUGAUGAGACGGAGGAAGAGCAGAAGUUAAACUUCAGAAUCCGCCUUAAGAGGAAAAGGGGAAAACAGUGGGAAAGGGAGAAUACGAUUGAAGCAGAAACUGUUGAGGACAAAUCAAGCCCUCAGCAACGUUUGGUUGCAGUUGACCCUUUUAGGGCCAUUUUGGAUUCCGUCUCUAUUCUAAAUGCAGAAAUGGAGAGGAUUCAGGGUCAUGGGGAGUCAGAUAAUGGCUUAGGUUUGGAGAAAGCCACCAAAGCAGUCCAAGAUGUGCUAGAGCAUUGCAGAAUGGAAUAUGCACCCAAGCCAAGAAAAAGACAACGAAAAGUUAACAUACCAAAAGAAAUUGUUCAAGAAGGCCAUGAUGUUACAGAGAAAAUACAACAAAGCCAACCAGGUCUAAAAGUUGAGGUAGACAUUGAUGAUAUUAAACCAUUACCUCCAAUUCGAUUGUGCAGGAAGGCUGAAGGCAAAUGGGAGGUGCAGUGGAAGGAAGCUCAGAAACAAGAUGGGAACAUGCAAACGAAAAAUUCUGCACCCAUAGAGCCAAAUAAAUUUACAUUGGUCCCUUCUAAGAUGGCAAUACUGGAACAAAUGCCUCACAGUAAAAUUAAAGAAGAAAAUGUGUCCCCUUGCCAGGAACGGAUGGCUGUGCCGAGUUGUAAUAAGGGUACAGAUGCCUAUAAAGAUCCACUGUGUUUUGAGGCUGCACCUCAACCAUUAUCACUUUCACCUUUGUCGCUAUAUUCUCCUUGCUAUGAGGGGAUGACAGGAGUUUAUGUCGGUGGCAGUAUUCAAGAAAAAGAGGAUGUUAGAGAGCAAAGAGUUUCAGAGAAUAUUGACAGGAAUGAUGGUUUUAAGACUGGAGUUAGUAGAACUGAAAUUAAAGGAACAAAUGAUGCUUCCUUGAGUCACAAUUUACUUCAGAUUAAUAAAAGUCUGUCAAGACUGCAGGCUCUGAGUCAGCCACAGGUAUCUGAAAAAUGUGAGCCCACUAACACCAGUGUAACUACUACUCAGAUUCAGUCUCCUCCCAUCUCUCCCUUCACCACUGAGUGCAGCUUUAGCAAUUAUUCAGAGGAUGUCCUUGACUUUCCAUGUUUAAAUCUUGAAAGCUAUGAUCAAAUGGCAGCUCAAAACAACUUGGCAAGCUCUUUGAUGGACUACUGUUCUGGGGAACCACAUAAUACGGGGUCCUUCACCAGCCCCUUCACUCAAAGUCCCACAGAUGCAUGGAAUCCAGAGACACCUUACCUAGGAUCCCCGAGCCCAGUGAGUAACUUCAGUAAUGAUGAAGAUCUUAGCUUCCCGGAUCUUGUCUUUAGUCAAUCUGACACAUUCUCAUCGAGCAGUGGUCCUCACCUGCUCUUCAAAGAUAAAAUAUGUAAUGCAGCCAUGAGUUCUGCUCCUCUUCAACGCACUGAAAAAGAUUUAUACUUGUCUGAAAGUGAUUUGUCAAAAAGUCCCACAGUGCUCCAGGUCCAGGAAGAUUCAGCAACACAGUUUCACAGGAAAGACUUGAUCAUGUUUAAUAAUGAAUCUACAAAUGCUAAACAGUCAGUACACACAACUGCACAUUUACAUCCUCAGGAUAAAAAGUUCAAUGUCCUUGAUUCCAAUGUUAGCACAAAGACUGUUUCAGCUGAGUCAUGCUUAAGUAAAAUCCAGGAAAAAGACAAAACUCACGGACCUCUUAACUUAAGCUCAAAUAAUAAAACCCAACCUGUCUUUCCGAGCCAGUCAACACAAUGCAUGCCCGAUGCUGGAUCUCGGAGUAACUUGGUUACACCCUUCCAUUCUCUUAACGUAGGAAAUAAGUCCACCUCACUUGCUGACUUCCAAGGGACAUUCAGCCCUGGUAAUGCACUUUUCCGCAGCUAUGACAAGAAGCUUCCAUUUUUCCAGAACCCAAAGAAUGUCAUGAAAACUGAGGCAGGUCAGAAUUCAUGUAGAGUUUCUGCGGCUGCCAGCAGCCAAAAAUCUAGCAACAUCCUGGAAAACACCUUUACUGGUCCAGGGCCAUCAAGUUCUCACAGUGGAAAAUAUUCUCCAGCUAAAUGUCCUAAUGCUGGGUUUUCAAGAUUGAUUGAAAAUCUACAGAGAAGCUCCAAGAACACCUCGUCAAAACCUGUUAAUCCUUGCCAGCAAAGUGAUUGCAUUCACCCGGUUUAUUUCCUCAGCUCUAGCAAAACCACAAUGAAUGCUUUCAAGAACAUUCCAGGUAUAAAGCCCCAAAUUUCACAGAAUGACAAAGAUCCAUCCUUGCCCUCCAAAUUUGUAUUUUCCUCUUCUCAAAAUCCUCAGAGUUACAGUACACCACAAAGCAAAAUCUCGAAAUCUGUGAAGCCACAUGCUGUUGUGGCUCCCACUCAAAAUGCUCAACUUUCUGGAGUAUCUACUUCUAUUCCUAAAAAUCUGAUAAGCCAGAAUGUUUCUCACUGUGAUUCUUCUGACUUCAACUUCAGCUCCUCCCUUUCACCUGCUUUGUCACAGCACAGCAGUCCUCAACUGGGAUACAAGGAAUCCUCAACCCAUGAGGUCCCAGGGACUAAAACUCAGUCAGCCACCUUUACACACCGUCAGCCUCCUCACCAGUCGUAUGUUGUAAACUUUACAGGAGAUCAUUCUGUUACAUUGGGGUACAGUGAUGACGGUAAAUGCUUGAAUUACUCUGGUUCAGGGCCUACAAAUUACACCUACCAUUGUCUCAUGGAGCCUUCUGGAACCCAAGGAAGGCUAGUUGUAGAGGCAUGUGGUCCCUCAAAUGUCUCACCUUCUCCCUCUGUGGAUAGGUUUGCUGGGUCUAAAGUCCAUGGAGGCCAAACUAGUAAAGACCCACAGCAGCAGGGGCAGCCUGGAAAUCACCCAUACAAUUCUCUACACUUUUCCACCUCCCACUCGCAAAGCACCCCCAUAACGGAUCGCAAGCCUAAGAGACUGCGGCUUGUGGUGACUGAUGGUACAGUGGAUCUGGACCUACAAUAUACUGAUUAAUAAUGACUGUUUGUCGUUGCAAUGCUGACAUAUACACCAAGCAGCCACAACAUUAAACCCACCUGCCUAAUAUUGUGUAGGUCCCCCUCAUGUCGCUAAAACAGCACUAACCCGCACCUCAGAAUAGCAUUCUGAGAUGCUAUUCCUCUUACCACAAUGUCACUGAGCGGUUAUCUGAAUUACUGUAGACUUUGUAAGUUCGAACCAGUCUGGCUAUUCUAUUUUGACCUUUCUCAUCAACAAGGCAUUUCAGACAACAGAACUGCUGCUCACUAAAUGCAUUUUGUUUUUGGCACCAUUCGGAGUAAAUUCUAGAGACUGUUGUGUGUGGAGAUCAGCAGUUACAGAAUUACUCAGACCAGCCCAUCUGGCACCAACAAUCAUGUCCCUGUCAUUGAGAUAAAAAAAUUUCCCCAUUCUGAUGGCUGAAUUGAAGAUUAACUGAUGGUCCGAACCUGUAUCUGGGUUAUUUUAUGCACUCGCUGCUGCCACUCAAAUGGCUGAUAUAGAUUAUCGCGUGGAUGAUUGGUGGUGCUGUUUUGGUGGCACGAGGGCAACCUACACAAUAUUAAGCAGGUGGUUUUAAUGUUGUGGCUGAUCUGGGUAUUUGAGAGAGAAUAUUUAUUCACAUUCAGAUAAGGUGUUCUUUGUUUUCAUUAAUUUUGUAGAGAUUUUGUUCAUAUUAUCAAAAACAAAAGACUUUUUGAAAUAUUUAGUCACAAUUUUAUCAACACACUUGCCUAAUUUGUAUACUAUAGUCUGCUUGGUAUGUUAAUAUAAAAGAUAUUCUUUCCACACCAGUCAGUUCUUUAAAGGGGUAAUUCACGACCAUUUACUCAUCAACUACUGCUGUUUCCUCUGUGGAAUAGAAAAGGAGAUGUUAGGCAGUGUUAGAGCCUCAGUCACUGUUCACUUUCACCACCACCAUGUUCAUCUUUUUUCUGUACAUUGAAAGUUAUUAGUGACUGAGGUUAACAUUCUGCCUAACAUCGUUUGUGUUCCACAGAAGAAAUUAAAUCAGUCAUCUUUGGAACAACAUGAGGGGUGAGUGAAUGAUGACAAAAUGUUCGUUUUUGGGUGAACAAGUAUUGAAGAAGAAAAAAUAUCCUCUAUUUUACCUGUAGUACAUAAGACAUGCCACAUGAUGGGGAUGCAGUUCUCCAUGAUGUGGAAUUAUUUUUCAUUCUCUCCUAUCUUUUUUCCCCCUUUCAUUUCAAAGUUAUCGAUGUAGUUGUUUUUAAAAGAUGUGACCCAUCAACAUAUGUGAAAUGUAUUAGCACAUAUGGCAACUUGCAUGUUUCAUUGGGUUGCACAUGAAGGACCAAGGCAGGAUUCAUAUGUUUUUUCCCUGUUUUUUUUUUUUUUUUUUUUUUUUGAUCUUGUCAAAUUGACUGAGUACACAGUCAAUGGUGCGCAAACAUUUGUGCAGCAUAUGAAAAACUCAUACAUUUGCGCAGCUCUCAGGUGUCCUGCAUUUGACUAAGGGGAUUCCUGUAUGUCACAUAAGAGAACUGUAGCAGCUGCUACAUUAAAUACACACAUAUGCUCUCGUAACCGUCACAUACAAUCCUAACCAUCUAUUGUGAUGGUUAUUUAUUUGAAUAACAUCCUAUCAUUAACACACAAAUCACACACUUUGCAAGCAUAUUGUUAGAGCACAAUUGUGUUUAGUGUUUGAUGCAAUUUGAACUCAAAACCUUAGGUGUCUGUUUCAGUUUCAUUGGUUUUUGUGGCACAAUAGGUGUUACAAUGGGACGCAAAUGCAUAUUUUUUAGUUGCCACUUGUAUAUCUCUAUAGAGAAAUGUUUAGUGCCCUUUGAAGCUGUUCAUUGAUCAGACUCCCUGUUUAACACUUGAUAUAAUAUUGUUAAAUGUACUGUAGCUCUGUAGGUCUCUAUGACCCAAAGCCAGACAUCACUCGCCAUCGUUAUGUUGUAUAUUAUCUUACCUUUUUCCCAGUCCAUGUCAGAGAUUCAAGGUGUUUGUUGGUUUCUUCUCAAUUUUGUGGAUAUGAGAAAGUUGCAAACACGAGAAAGCUUUGGGGUUUGUUGUAGUUGUGUUCAGCCUUGCCUCAGUCUAUAAAAGCCAGUGUAUUACUUAUAUUUAUUUCAAUAUGUUCUUAACAUGGUGCUUCAAUAUAACUUAAUUUUUUUUUUAUUGUACUGGACAUAAUGUAUUUUACUCUGUUUUUAAAUGCUAGAACUGAAAUAUCAGAUUUUGUUAUGGUAAUUCUUGUCUGGCCAUCUUGUUAGUUACUUAGAAAUUUGUAAGAGAUUACAUUUUAAAAUGUGAUUGUUCCAUUGUAAAAUGGUAAAAAUUAGAAUAAUGCAAGUAAAAUUAAAUGGUUUUAAAAUGAGCUGUUCAUUGUGUUUUAAGCAUACUGUGGUAUUUUGUUGAGAAUCUUUCAUUGUUGCCAGUUCUCUGAAAUCAAGUUAAUAGUUCAGAGAACUACAGUUUCUUUUAGUAAUUAAUUGUUAUAAAUCUUAAUAUCUAUUUAAGUGGGUCAAAUACCUGUAAAAUUGAAAGUGCUAAAUAAUAUAUUGACUUGGCCUUGAAUAGUUAUGAGAGGAGAGCUGUAUUGCUGUGAUUGAAUAGUGGUCUAUGAGUGUUCCCUUUUUAUUUCCUCUUUUUCUUGCAGUAAGCAUUUAUUCAAGGUUAUGAGUCUUGCAGUUAUUAUUUCUGCAGUGUCUGACAUGGCCUAAUUACUGGAAAGACAUUAUUAAUGAGAUGAAUCACUUGACAGAGAUCAUAGAAGGGAACAAGAAUAAUUUGCAUAUCCUCUGCUCACAAACAGUACAAAUUCAUGAGCAUAUCUGUAUGCUUGCUUAUUUGUAGUGCAUUACUCGCAAUCCAUUUUUUUUUUCUCUCUCUCUGGUUUGCAUCACUGCAGCUCAUUUACAGUAAAUGUAACCCAUCACUAAGCCUUUUUGUUUCCCUAGUUCUCUUCAUCCUCUCUUUCAAUAUAUUUUUUUCAAAGAUGCUUAUAUUCUGUAGCUUACAAUUCCUUGGAUCUCCCAAUUUUUCUAUUUUUUUCUCUCUUUUAGACAUUUUUCUCCAAAAUAUAAAGCUGUCUUUUUCACAUUUCUGAUGUGUGCCAUUGCCACAUACCUUUUUAGAAACAGACUUUAUUAUUCAUUCUCUAUGUGCUAUAUUGUCCCUUGCCCCCAAUGUCAUUUUUCCACACUUUUAUACUAGUCAGUAUAUAUUCUCUCUUCCUUAUCCCUCAAUCUUUCAACCCUUUGUCCACUACCUAUCUCUCUUGUUCCAUAUUCUUCCCCUUUCCGAUACAUGACCCAUUUUCUCUUUUCUCACUGGUGAGUGGCGGGUUAACUGAAGCUAAGAGGAACAGAUUUUUCAUAAUAAGGACACUGGCAGCAAGGCAGUGGAUAGAGUGUUAGGUGGUAAAAGGAUGAAACUGAGGCACUGCAGUAGGAUCCAAAAACCUUUCAGUCUUCAGUGACCUUAUUGACGUCCAUGACAGGCACAAUUAUUCAGAAACCUCACUCUCCAGUUGUGUUGAUGCUAGUGACCGGAGGACCUCAAUACUUUUGUGUCGUUUCACUUUAAUGCGAUAAGCACCAAAGAUCAUUCUAUUGACUACAAUGUCAUUUUGCUUAAUCUGGUGACCCAAUGAAGCAUGGUUUUGCUCCUUUUGAAGUCUCUGCCAAAUCGUACAGACAGUUCUGUGCAACAAAAGAGAUGUACAAGAGCAUCCUCCAUUUUAUGGUGCUUGUGUGUGAAACAGGCACUAGCCCGCUUGAGUCAUCUGUGCUUUCUUCUCUUUUUCAAUUAUUCAGUAAUCCUUUCCUGCACCCAACCAACCUUCCACCCACCUUCCUGUGUAAACCAUGUUACUAAUCAUUUAGAAUUUACAAUGGCAAUCUAUAGCUUUCCUAUUAAUCUCUCAUGGAAACUAUAUAUAGCUCUCUGUCUCACUCUUACACACUUUGGCAAAGGAGAUUCUGUGAUAUUGGUGGUUUGCUGAAACAGCCAGAUGCAAUCUGUAAAAUUGUAUUGGUGAGCCAAUAAAUGAGGGGUGAGGUAUGAUGAUGUUACUUUUUGGAGCAGUGGCCUUGAGAUCAAUGCUCUGGUGCUUGUAGGAGACCCAGGUACUAUUCUGGUCUGGGUCAUAUUCCCAUUGCAUUUCCUUCCCAAAUACUAUAUAAUGUAAACUGUAUCACUGUAUAGAAAUCACUGUUUUAUUAUUUUGCUCAGAUAUAUAGUUUUUUCUAAAACAAUAGGCAACAUCUCUUAUGGAAUCAUGUUAUUAUACCUACAUUUUUGCAAAAUAAUGUUUACGUGGCAGUUUUCUGGUGAAAUAAACACUAGAGGCACUACAUUACUCCACAACUACUUUUAUUCACCUUCAAACAAAUCACUAGGAAAACUACAGAAUAUCAGUUAAUUUCAAUUAAAAUUCCACUUUGAUUGUUUCAUUUGCUAUUUAAAGGACAGGCGUACACGCGAGUUGACACUUGAGCCAGAAGUUUCAUAGAAACACCUCAAAAUGAUGUUUGAACUAUUGUGUUUUUCAUCUCAUUUACUUUUAUGACACCAUUGGUUAGGUUUAGGGUAGAGAAGUAGGUAUUGUUUAUUCAAAACUCGACAGAGCAUUAACCUUAAAAUGCUAAUCUGUUUUUCAAAGGGUAGGGAGGUAUAUUUUGCUAUAUUAAAGCUCUAUUGAGCAUUAACCUUACGUCCUUUAAAACAUCAUCUGUUUGUGAGAAGUUUUAAAUCUCUUUUCAUGCCACGCAGUGGACAUUUCACCUCGGAGCUACCGUUAUAUGUGUAAAGAACCACGUAAAUUCAUUUUGCAAAAUAUCCCCACAUUCACAUAAUUUUCAUGAGAUCAUGUUCCAAAUGGAUGGAAGGUUUUUAGCAGUGUGGAAUUCUCUGUGAAAAGCAUUUCUUUAUGAUUCUACUACCUUUUAAUGUGCCGGAUCAUAUUUAAGUGUUCUUUAUGAGAAAGCUUGAUUGCCCAUGACAAAAAACUACCAACUUCUUCCCUUAAAGUUUGAUUCACUGCAAGGUUUGUCUAUAGGUAUGGUUUUCUUAAAUAGUGCUACAAGACAGUGUCGUCCAUUUGCAGUACAUUUGCUAGAAUGUUAUUUGUUGUUUCUAUCUCUUAUGAACAUUUAAUAUACCUCCUUAAAAUGCAACAUUAUCAAAUUGUUAAUGGAGGAAUAGUGACCUCCCAGCAUGUGAAUAGAUCUGUGAGUGGGCUUGAAAGGCCCUGUGCAUAUGAUGCUUUUUACCAGGACCUGGUCAUACUGAAAGCUUGUCAUGUCUGUAGAGGUUGGAAAUGGAUUAUAAUAAAAAGAAGGAAAAAAAAAAAAAAAAACAGUGUUCAGUAGGCACACUCAUACAUUUAGAACCGGCCAAGUAUCCAAAUGGCCAGUGAUGUGCACAGACCUUAGCAGGGAUGGGUGGAAGGAUAAAAAAGGGCACUGAUUUUUAUUUUCAUG